Durio zibethinus is the source of this 771-nucleotide messenger RNA. It is a transcript of the gene EXPA12, whose product is annotated as expansin 12. Gene Ontology annotation, biological process: plant-type cell wall organization. NCBI's taxonomy places the organism in Eukaryota, Viridiplantae, Streptophyta, Magnoliopsida, Malvales, Malvaceae. Gene Ontology annotation, cellular component: extracellular region. The record is from RefSeq and is a predicted model, not a curated record.
AUGGGGCCUUUCAUCAUUCCUUCUGUUUUGCUUUGGCAUUUGUUUUUCUUUGUUAUCACCAUUUUCCAAGGAGUCAAUGCUCAAGUUAAUGGCUGGUUAAAUGCUCAUGCAACUUUCUAUGGGGCUGACCAAAGUCCCUUUUCUCUUGGAGGAGCUUGUGGAUAUGAUAACACCUUCCAUGCUGGUUUUGGAGCAAACACAGCCGCUUUGAGUGGUGCACUAUUUAAAGAGGGUGAGGCAUGCGGGGCUUGCUACCAAGUAAGGUGCGAUUAUAGGGCUGACCCCAAGUGGUGCCUUCGACUUGCUAGUGUGACCAUCACAGCCACCAACUUUUGCCCUUCCAACAACAAUGGAGGAUGGUGCAAUCCUCCUCGUCAGCAUUUCGACAUGUCGAUGCCUGCCUUCCUUCGCAUUGCCCGGAAUGGCAACGAAGGCAUUGUUCCGGUCCUCUAUAGGAGGGUGCCAUGCAAGAGGAGAGGUGGAGUUCGAUUCACCUUGAAAGGGCAAUCAAGUUUCAACAUGGUGAUGAUCUCCAAUGUCGGGGGCAGUGGUAACGUGAAGGCGGCAUGGAUAAGAGGCUCGAGAACGAGAACAUGGCUGCCAAUGAAUAGGAAUUGGGGAGCUAAUUGGCAAAGCAGCAUUGAUCAAAGAAACCAAAGACUGUCUUUUAAGCUAACUUUGGUCGAUGGCAAAACAUUGGAGUUUCUCAAUGUCGUUCCUCCUACUUGGAAGUUUGGACAAACAUUUGCUUCAACACAACAGUUCUCUUAA